AUGUCUCCUGCCCUCUUCCUGUGCCAGCGCUGCAACGAGCCCCUGAAACUCUUACAGCAGCAAGGAGCGCCCUUGGAAGUCCAGCACCAUGCCAAGCCCCCCACAAAGAUGCCAGUUGCUGGGGAGUCCCAGGUCAGGACCUCCAGCAGACCCUACUCUGUCUGUGGCAGGAUGCCCCAGGGAAGUGUCUGCUGCACCUUUACUCUGCUUGGUGAGUCUUCCUCCAUGAGAACUUUGAACAGUAUCCAAAAUACUACCUUAGAGACCUUCGAAAUUCUCUCUGACCAAAAGGUGGUGGACCACCCUCUGUGUGUGGACUGCACUGACAAUCUCCUGAUGCAGCUAGAUGACCAGCUCUCUCGAGUUGCAUCUGACAACCAGAACUACGGAAGUUUCCUUGAGAGAGAGUUGCUGCUGAGUGAGGAAGAGAUGGAGGCGUUACGUGUGGAGCUUCGUGCUGAACUGUCCAGUCUGGAGCAGGAGGAAGCAAGGCUGACUCAGGAGCUAGAGAAUCUAGAUGACCACCAUGCAAGGGUAGUCACCGAACUCAGAGCAGCUCAGGCUGAGAGCAAGGAGCUGUGUCAACAGAAUGAACAGCACAGGGCCGACUAUUCUGCUUUGAAGAUGGAACAGCUGGAGCUGAUGGACCAACUGAGCAGUGUGGAGAACCAGCUGGAGUAUGCCCUGAAUCACUUGUACCACUUAAGAGAAACCAACAUCUUCAACAUCACAUUUACCAUUUCAGAUGAGGGUCCCUUGGGCGUUAUCAACAAUUUCAGGAUGGGCUGCCUCCCCGGGGUACCGGUGGAAUGGACAGAGAUCAGUGCUGCCUGGGGACAGACAGUCUUACUGCUCUUCAGCUUGUCCAAGAUAGCUGGGCUGCAAUUUCAGAGGUAUCAACUGGUUCCCUUUGGGGACCACUCCUAUCUCAAGUCCUUGACUGGUGACGAGGUGCUGCCUUUGUUCUCUGAUGGGAGCCACAGCGUCUUCUUGGAUAACAAGUUUGACUGUGGGAUGAAGGCCUUCCUGGACUGUCUGCAGCAGUUUGUGGAGGAGAUUGAGAAGGAUGAGAGAUGCCCCUGCUUGCCCUAUAGAAUCCAUGUGAAGGAAGGAGUGAUGGAGGAUGCCUGGGACAGUGGGGAGUGCUAUUCCAUCAGGACCCAUCUGAACACGGAGGAGGAGUGGUCGAGGGCUCUGAAGUUCAUGCUCACUGAUCUAAAGUUGAUCCUUCCUUGGGCUUCCUUAAGGUACUGUUAG
Molecule: messenger RNA, 1257 nt
Organism: Grammomys surdaster
Lineage: Eukaryota; Metazoa; Chordata; Mammalia; Rodentia; Muridae
Gene: Becn2
Product: beclin 2
Exons: 1
Coding region: 1-1257 (418 amino acids)
Biological process (GO): late endosome to vacuole transport; cellular response to nitrogen starvation; autophagy
Cellular component (GO): phosphatidylinositol 3-kinase complex, class III, type I; phagophore assembly site; phosphatidylinositol 3-kinase complex, class III, type II
Source: RefSeq, a predicted model, not a curated record